Molecule: messenger RNA, 574 nt
Organism: Daphnia pulicaria
Lineage: Eukaryota; Metazoa; Arthropoda; Branchiopoda; Diplostraca; Daphniidae
Gene: RpS23
Product: 40S ribosomal protein S23
Exons: 4
Coding region: 102-533 (143 amino acids)
Biological process (GO): translation
Cellular component (GO): cytosolic small ribosomal subunit; ribosome
Molecular function (GO): structural constituent of ribosome
Source: RefSeq, a predicted model, not a curated record
AAGAAAUGAGACUAUGUGGCAACAGCUUCGUUGUCAGGGCCGGAACAAGAAACGCUCAAUUCUCUUUCAUGUCAGCUAUCCUCUAGAACUGACCAAGAAUCAUGGGUAAACCACGAGGAUUGCGUACUGCUCGUAAGCACGUGAACCACCGUCGUGAGCAGAGAUGGCACGACAAGGAGUACAAAAAAGCCCAUCUUGGUACCAGGUGGAAGGCUAACCCUUUCGGAGGUGCAUCUCACGCCAAGGGAAUUGUGCUGGAGAAAGUUGGUGUUGAGGCUAAGCAGCCUAACUCUGCCAUCCGUAAGUGCGUUCGUGUCCAGCUCAUCAAGAACGGCAAAAAGAUCACAGCUUUCGUCCCCAACGAUGGUUGCUUGACUUUCAUUGAAGAGAACGACGAGGUUUUGGUUGCCGGUUUCGGUCGUAAAGGCCACGCCGUCGGUGAUAUUCCCGGUGUCCGCUUCAAGGUAGUUAAGGUUGCCAAUGUCUCGCUUUUGGCCUUGUACAAGGAGAAGAAGGAAAGACCCCGUUCUUAAAUCGCUGUGUAUUUUUCAUUUAAUACAUCAGUUGAAAGCGA